Ctenocephalides felis (cat flea) is the source of this 1523-nucleotide messenger RNA. Its product is annotated as zinc finger protein 525-like. The record is from RefSeq and is a predicted model, not a curated record. Bases 228 to 1235 code for a protein of 335 amino acids. The transcript is spliced from 2 exons. Lineage: Eukaryota; Metazoa; Arthropoda; Insecta; Siphonaptera; Pulicidae.
UGGCAACUAUCUUGCAACACUGUGCUGAACUAACAAAGUGUCAAACAAAAUAUUUUAGAAAUUGUUUUUGGGGCAUUUUAUUUCGUAUUUAUUUGCUCAUUACAAAUAGCUGUGGACUAAAGGCAAUAAUGAAUACAAUAUAUAUAAAUAAAAGUGUACACGUGUUGAAGUACUUGUGAUUGCUGGGAUUUAUUCAGUCCAUUAUUUAUAGGUGCAAAUAUCUCAGAAUGUCAGUCCCAAAAGUUAAAAUCGAACCCCAAGAAUUUUCAAUUAAAGACAUUGAAUUUGAAAUAAAAGAAGAAAUUGAAUGUGAACUAUGUAAUGAAUCAUUUACUGGGCAGCAUGAUUUAGAACAGCAUAUGCUCGAACAUUAUCAUAGUUGUACCUUUUGUUCCGAUACUUUUCCAGAUUCAAGCGCCUUAGAAAUACAUCUGAAAAUACAUGCAGAUGUCAAGCCUUUUGUGUGCACAAUUUGCAAUGAAGCAUUUGCUGUAAAAUUGGAUUUUGAUCAACACGUUUGUAAUGGAGAAAAAACUUUAACGUUGAGUGAAUCUGAAAGUCUGCUAUGCAAAAUAUGUGGUCGGACAUACAAAUUUAUGAGUGAAAUGAAAAAACACAUGCUAACACACUCUGAGGAACGUCCCCACAAAUGCGAAUUAUGCAACAAGGCAUUCAAAGAAGUGAGAAUUUUGAAAACCCACAAACUCAUUCACAGUGGCGUGCGUCCUCAUAAAUGCGAUUUAUGCGAUGAGACAUUCACAUUACCGCAUAACCUGAACCGACAUAUGCUUGUUCACACCGGUGAACGACCUCAUGCUUGUGCAGUAUGCGAUAAGAAAUUCACACAAGCGGGUAGUUUGAAAACCCAUAUGCUCAUUCAUAGUGGCAAACGGCCCCACAAGUGUACAGUAUGCGAAAAGACAUUUAACCAUGUGGGUACUUUGAACAAACACAAGCUUCUUCACAAUCCUGAACGACUGCAUAAGUGUGAAGUAUGCAGUAAGAAAUUCACACUAACAAGCGACUUGAAUAGACAUAUGCUCAUUCACGGUAAGGUACAUGAAUGUGAAACAUGCAACAAGACAUUCACACAAAAGCGUCAAUUGAAUCAACAUAAGCUCGUUCAUGCUGAGGAACUAAUGCAUAAAUGCAUAAUGUGCGAUAAGGCGUUCACACUAAAGAGUCAAUUGAAACAACAUAUGCUCAUUCACAGAGAGGCUGGAUCCCAUAAGUAGACAUAGGACAUUCACACACUCAAGUGUCCUCAAAAGGCACAUCGUUUUGUACAACAAAAAGUAAUUACAGUAGAAGUCUUGUAUCGAAAAUUCCGGACUAUCGGGCGGUAAUUAUAAAUUGUCAAUUGAAACAACAUAUGCUCAUUCACAGUGGGGUUAAAUCCCAUAAGUGUACAUAGGACAUUCACACACUCAAGUGUCCUCAAAAGGCACAUCAUUUUGCAUAACAAAAAGUAAUUACAGUAGAAGUCUUGUAUCGAAAAUUUCGGACUAUCGGGCGGUAAUUAU